GUGCAGCGCUGCACGUUACUGGCUACGCACUGGAGCGGUACUAGAAAUCGAGCCCUCGCCUUCGUCCACUUCCCACCACCGCUGCGAUUCGCUUCGCAACACACACACAGGGCGCCAAAUGGAACACCGCCGUUUCGGCUGCCCUUUGCUCCUCCUCCUCCUCGUUGUCGUCCUCAUCUUCCGUUGCAGCGAAGCCCAGGAUGUCGCCAAUGGCACCGAGCGCUUCGCCUGCGACGUUCCGGCGCCGUGCGACACGUUCGUCGUGUACCGGACGCAAUCCCCGGGGUUCUUGGGCCUGGGCAGCAUCUCGGACCUCUUCGGCGUGAGCCGGGCGAUGAUCGCCAGCGCCAAUAACCUGACCGCCAAGGACGGGGUGCUGCUGCCGGACCAGCCGCUGCUCGUGCCCGUCGAGUGCGGCUGCACGGGCAACCGGUCCUUCGCCAACGUGACGUACCCAAUCCAGGACGGCGACACUUACUACGCGCUCGCGCUCACCGCGUUCGAGAACCUCACGGACUUCAACAUCAUGCAGCAGCUGAACCCGCAGGCGCCGGCCACUCGCCUCCAGGCCCCGGAGGAGGUCACCGUGCCGCUCUUCUGCCGGUGCCCGACGCAGGCGGAGCGGGCCGGCGGGAUCCGGUACCACAUCACUUACCUGUGGCGGCCAGAGGACGACAUGUCCACGGUGAGCACGCUGAUGAACUCCUCCAAGAGCGACAUCGCCGAGGCCAACAACGUCACCACCGAAUUCACCUCCCCGACGGCACAGCCGAUGCUGAUCCCGGUGUCGCAGCCGCCGAAGCUUCCUCCGCUGCGCUACGACGCUAGCGCGGAUGGUUCUGGUGCAAACAAGCGCGGCCGGGGUGUCGCCGUAGCGGCCGGCGUCGCGGGGUCUCUCGUCGCGUUCGCCGCCCUGUGCGUGGCGGCCUUCGCGUACCGGAGGUACCGCAAGAAGAAGGAGACAGUGGUGCAAUUGGGUUCCCCGUACGCGACCCCGAAGCUUUCUUGGCACAAGCACCAGCAGCAGCACAACUACGGGCUUCAAAGCAGCAGUUCACUCGCUCGCAUGAUGAACGGGGGCGGGGACAAGAUCAUCACCAGCGUGUCGCAGUUCAUCGACAAGCCCAUCGUCUUCGGGGCCGACGAGAUCAUGGAAGCCACGAUGAAUUUGGACGAACGGUGCAGGAUCGGCUCUUCCUACUACCGUGCCAAGCUCGACGGGGAGAUGUUCGCGGUGAAGCCGGCGAAAGGCGACGUCUCAGCCGAGAUGAGGAUGACGCAGAUGGUCAACCAUGCCAGCCUGAUCAAGCUCGCCGGCAUAUCCUUCGGCACGGAAGGGGACUACACCUUCCUCGUGUACGAGUUCGCGGAGAAGGGUUCCCUCGACAAGUGGCUUUACCAGAAACCUCCGUCCUCGCUGCCGUCGUCAUCGUCGUCGUCGAGCUCCGUAGACACUCUCUCGUGGAACCAGAGGCUGGGCAUCGCGUUCGACGUCGCCAACGGGCUGCUCUACAUGCACGAGCACACGCUGCCGAGCAUGGUGCACGGCGACGUCCGUGCACGGAACAUCCUCCUCACCGCGGACUUCAGGGCCAAGAUAUCCAACUUCUCGGUGGCCACGCCGGCGAUGGCCGACGCCGCGGACACGAGCAGCGACGUGUUCGCCUUCGGCCUGCUGAUCCUCGAGCUUCUCUCCGGCAGGAGGGCCAUGGAGGCGCGGGUCGGCGCCGAGAUCGGCAUGCUGUGGAGGGACAUCCGUGCGGUGCUGGAAGCCGGGGACAAGAGGGACGCCAGGCUCAGGAAGUGGAUGGACCCGGCCCUCGGGAGCGAGUUCCACAUGGACGCGGCCCUUAGCUUGGCCGGCAUGGCGAGGGCUUGCACGGAGGAGGACGCGGCGCGGCGGCCCAAGAUGGCUGACGUCGUGUUCAGCCUCUCGAUGCUGGUGCAGCCGUUGCCCGUGGGAGACGCGUUCGAGAAGCUCUGGCAGGUCAGCUCGGAGGACAACAUGGGGAUCGUCAAUGAGGUGGCCGCCCGAUAAGAUCGAAACAGGUUACAGAACAGGGUUUAGCAACUAAUUUUCUUCGUUAGCUUCCUAGCUACUCAGCAUGCUUCAUUUUUGUGAAUGUGUGUUUGCAUGCUGCGAGCAGUAUUUUGGUUCAUUUUAUGAAGAAUGCUGUGUCAUGUAUUGUAGUACAAUAUUUUGCUUCACUUUGUACACAAAGAUGACAUUUUGUCGCA
Molecule: messenger RNA, 2238 nt
Organism: Brachypodium distachyon (stiff brome)
Lineage: Eukaryota; Viridiplantae; Streptophyta; Magnoliopsida; Poales; Poaceae
Product: serine/threonine receptor-like kinase NFP
Exons: 1
Coding region: 119-2038 (639 amino acids)
Biological process (GO): protein phosphorylation
Molecular function (GO): ATP binding; protein kinase activity
Source: RefSeq, a predicted model, not a curated record